AUGGAUAAAGCACCCAUCGAUGGGCGGUGUAAAAACAAAAACGCUGCUCUGCCGCCCAUCAAACUCUUGCGCAAAUCCGAGGCAGAAACGCCACCCAGCUUGCGACCGGCGUCGCCUCCUAAGAGUAAUCCAUGGAGUUCAACAAAGAAGACUCCGGCGGCCUCUCUCAAGGGCAUGUUCCCGCCCCUGCCAAAACCUCAAUCGCCAUGGUCACCAGUCAAGACACCUACUGCCGAAGCAUCUAGGGAGUCUUCCAUAUCGUUGAAUGAGUCCCGCCUUGGAAACGACAUCGCCCAACCUACGCCUUCGAUCAGGUCAAUUUCCCCUGUGUCCAAUACUUCUUCCACGACUCGCCAGCUGUUUGAAGCUGCAGCGCCUCGAGCAACCGAGAACCUUUGGAGAACCCCUUUUGGCGCUGAUGUGCUGGUACGUACUGGUAACAUACUCAUCAAAGUGCAUCGCAAUAUUGUGGUACCUCAAUCAGGGUGGUUCCGCGACAACCUGCCACCACCAAAUUUGGAUGGAACCCCGGUCACGGUGGACCUACGAUAUGCCCCUGAAGCCGUCGCACACUGUUUGCGAUAUAUCUACACUGGUAGAAUCGAGAUCUGCGAGUUCGAUACAACAAAUCCUUGGCAGUCUUCACAUAUCCCACGCUGCGUCUUGGCUUACACUGCAGCUAUAUAUCUGCGCAUGGCCAGAAUGGCAAACCAUCUUCUCCGAGUGGUUGAAAACACUUCAAUCGAGAUUGCGACCAUCAUCCAAAGAUACUACCUCCAUCGAGACAUAGACUGUUCCUCGUGGGUUCAGUUCUCAUGGCACUACCAGACAGCAUUGGAAGUUGUAUUCAGAGGACAGCCUCAGAAACUAAUGAUGCCCAUGAGGCUCGCGAUGGCAAGCAUUCUCGAUGCCAUGCUCUUUUGGCUCGCGCGGCAGCCACUCUUCGUCAGCGAGUUGAAGUCAGCCUGGUGGAAGAUCUUGCAGAUGAGCAUGGCCGACAUUGCUGAAUACAAGCGUCUCUGCAGAAGUUCUGGCAGUUAUAACAGUCCUUUGCCAACCGAGAUGGCGCUGAGGGGGAUGUUUGAAGAGACGAAGUCGGCGGAGGAGAGAAUAGGGAUCAAGUCAGUCGCAACACAAACCGGAGAUGUCUCAGAGAGCACAGAUUGCCAAGGUGAUCCUCGGCACCAUUUCCCUGUUCUUCACCGUACGAGGCGCGUUUCUCUAUGA
Molecule: messenger RNA, 1227 nt
Organism: Fusarium coffeatum
Lineage: Eukaryota; Fungi; Ascomycota; Sordariomycetes; Hypocreales; Nectriaceae
Exons: 4
Coding region: 1-1227 (408 amino acids)
Molecular function (GO): protein binding
Source: RefSeq, a predicted model, not a curated record